Molecule: messenger RNA, 8643 nt
Organism: Dreissena polymorpha
Lineage: Eukaryota; Metazoa; Mollusca; Bivalvia; Myida; Dreissenidae
Product: attractin-like protein 1
Exons: 29
Coding region: 13-3777 (1254 amino acids)
Cellular component (GO): Golgi apparatus
Molecular function (GO): protein binding
Source: RefSeq, a predicted model, not a curated record
GACGCUUCGGCAAUGUCCGUGGAACGGGCUGUCAAAAUGGCCGAAGAGAAAAAGAAAAUGUUAUCAUCGUUAAAUAAUCACAAUCAUUCACUUAAAAGACCAAAUGUCUGUAUAAUUUUUAUGUUGAUAAUACUGAUAUGUGCAAUAUCAAAUGUUUCGUGCCAAAAGAAAUGUAAAGACUUGCCGUGUGAAAAUGGAGAAUGUAAACAAAACAAUACAGUAUGCGAGUGUUUUCCUGGUUGGGCAGGCAGCUCAUGCACACACUGUUCAGGAAGAGUCAGACUCACAAACCAAAGUGGGAUUAUAACGGAUGGGUCUGGUAACUACACGACAGAUAACAAGUGCAUGUGGCUGGUGGUACCCAACCCCCCUGGAGGUCCCAUACGCCUGGCCACUCACCAGUUUGCCACUGAAUGUGGUUGGGACCACCUCUAUAUCUUUGAUGGGGACUCGGUGUUUGCCCCACUCAUAGCCUCUUACAGUGGGCUGGUACAGCAGGAGUUGAACACCAGCACGGCAGUGGGAGAGAUAGUUGCCAAGUCAGGCAAGGCCUAUAUCUACUUCUACAGUGAUGCUGCAUACAACAUGACAGGUUUCCAUCUCAAAUACAGGCUAGCGGUAUGCCCCAGGAAUUGUUCAGGUAAUGGCCAGUGCAAUACGACCUCCAUGAGCUGUGAGUGUGAUGCUGGCUUCACAGGAGAGGCCUGCGACAUGCCGAAAUGUCCAAACAAUUGCUCACUGAAUGGACUGUGUACAUCAGAAGGAUAUUGCAACUGUUAUGAUGGUUUUAAAGGUUCAGACUGCAGUAUAGCUGCCAGUUCGGAGUACUGGAUCCGUCAUGUUACGCGCACGCCGCCCCAGGGUCGUGCCUCAGCCGCCAGCGUGGUGGUAGGAGACGAGCUUGUGAUCAGCGGCGGAUACGCUUUCGGAGAGGCUGUCCACUUCUUAGUGGCAUAUAACAUUACCUCUCAUGAAUGGAGAACAUUAUCAUUAUCACUGCUCCAAGACAUCCCCAAGUACCUGUAUGGCCAUUGCAUGGUUCACUAUGAGAAAAAGAUCUAUAUAUUUGGUGGUGUAUCCCAAAGGCAAAUUGAGAGUUUACUGUGGACAUAUGAUGUCACUCUUAAUACCUGGUCUCCGUCCGACUACAAUGUUAGCAGGGCAGUAGCGGGUCACUCCUGCGUACUGGUGGGCUCCAAAAUGUACAUCAUUUUUGGUCAUAGUCCUGUCUAUGGCUACAUGAACAGGGUUCACGUCAUGGAUUUAGCCUCCUCAGAUCGUAGUCUGGUUACCGUAGCCACGACUGGUGCCCAGGUCAAGGGUGGGUAUGGAGCCAGCAGCGUGUACAAUGCCCACCUGGGCCAGAUAUUUGUGUACGGCGGCUACAUCUCGGGCGACUCGACCACUCAGUACUCUCUGACAGACAAAUUGCUCUCUUUCAACCCUUCGACAAGCGUUUGGAGGAUCCAUGCUGGCAGUGGUUCACCCCGCUAUCUCCACUCAGCCGUGUUUCUAGGGGAGAUAAUGCUUGUGUUUGGCGGGAACACUCACAAUGAUACCUCCAUCAGCUAUGGAGCCAAGUGUUACUCACCAGACUUUCUGGCAUAUGACCCCAAAUGCAAUUCAUGGAAGUACCUGACAACAGUGGAUUUGUUACCAAAUGCUGUGAGAUAUGGCCAUGUUGCACAGGCUUAUACUGAUUCUACAGGAGAGAACAAAAUGUUGGUGUUUGGAGGCUUUGAUGGGGUCAUGCGGAACGAUGUAAUGGAGUACCACCCAGCGGACUGUACUCCAACCAAUAGUACCCAGUGUGUUCCUGACAUGCCUGGCCGUGUCUGUGUGUGCGCGUGGAACGGAACUGAAUUUGCAGAUAAGAAGGACCGAGAGACCAUAUUGAGGGGAACUAAUUAUCGUGAGGGACUGUGCGUACCAAACAAAGGCGCUGAAGAGUUUUGCUUUCACAAUCGUGGUUCCUGUGGGUCGUGCCUAUCAUCUGAGUACGGAUGCAAGUGGUGCUCCAAUAACUGUACUACAAUAUGUUCCGCUGAUUCUCAGUAUGAAGUCACCAAUUCCAGCAUGUGUCUUGGCAAGUACAAUAACAUGUGUGGGUUGUUACAAAACUGCUUGGCCUGCCAGGAGGCUGAGGGCUGCUCAUGGAAUAAGCAGGAGAAGAAAUGCACCUUCAGGGAAUUAAGUGAUGGGGUUCAUGAACUAACCAAUUUCUUUAAAAAAGUUUCAAGCAGUGCAGAGUUGGAAAAGGAGCCUGGGUCAGUGUGUGACGCGCCGUGCCAAACACACACGUCGUGUGAGAACUGCACGAAGUCCAUGUGCAUGUGGUGCAGCUCCCAAGAGCGAUGCGUGGAGACCAACUCCUAUGUGGCCUCAUUCCUGUAUGGCCAGUGCCAGGAGUGGGUCACCAACCAACCCAAGUGCUCUUCCACAAAGUGUUCAGACCUAGCAACCUGUGACGAGUGCAAGAACAACCCUGCAUGUGGCUGGUGUAAUGAUGAGAGCAACACGGGGCUGGGGCGGUGUAUGCAAGGGUCAUACGUGGGCCCCAUGACCUUGAACAAUGGCACCGGUGAAUAUGAGGUGGACACCGGGAUGUGCCCAGCUUUGAGGUGGCACUUUGUGGAUUGUCCUCUGUGCCAGUGUAAUGGUCACAGUUCCUGUACGAACGUGUCAAAUGUCUGUGAUGCAUGCCAGAACCUAACCAUGGGCAAACAGUGUGAGAGAUGCAUUGAAGGUUACUAUGGAAACCCAAGAAAUGGAGGCAAAUGUUCAGUGUGUAAUUGCAAUGGUCAGGCUGAUAAGUGUAGCCAUGAGACCGGGGCUUGCUACUGUCGUACCCGUGGGGUCAAGGGAACAAACUGUACAGUAUGUGAUGAAGAGAAUAACUACUUUGGAGAUCCAAACAAUGGAAAAACUUGCUAUUACAACCUGAAGACAGACUACCAGUUCACAUUCAACCUGUCCAAGAAUGAGGACUUAUACUACAAGGGAAUCAACUUCAUGAACAUCCCCCAGGCUAGCGACCGGGAUGUGGAUUUCACCCUCAAUUGUUCCUCAGAGGAAGCCUUGAUAAACAUCACAUAUACAUCAAGGUCGCGACCUCAAGAGCAAGUUCUUACCUCAGGAUACCAGUGCAGGGUAUACAGAGCCAAGUUUGAACACAAAGAUUACGACUUUGGUUCUAACGAAAAUGUCACCAUCUACGUCUAUGUAUACAACUUCACUACACCAUUUUGGCUCCAGGUGUCAUUUUCACAGAUCUCAUUCUCCCAGUUCCCCAAGAUCGACCUGGUGCAUUUCUUUGUCACAUUCUUCAGCUGUUUCCUGUCCUUGCUGAUCAUAGCUGCAGUGCUGUACAAGAUCAAACACAAGUAUGACAGCUACAGGAGGAGACAGCGGAUGAUGGUUGAGAUGGAGGAGAUGGCCAGUCGUCCCUUUGCUAUGGCCCUCCUGGAGAUAGAACCAAAGUCUGCUGACCAGGCAGGGGCAGAUAAGAAGGACACCAACCCAGAUCUACGCAAGAGAAAACGAGUGUCUGAGAGACUGAGCCAUAUUGCCAUGGAGCCACUACACCACCAGAAGGCUGCAGUCCUCUCGCUUUUCAUUCAGCUCCCUUCUGGGGACCUGGACUGGGCCCCACCCGGAAACUCAGGGCUUGCAAUUGGCAGCACCCUAAUCUCUAUAGGUCACCAAAGAAAACAGAGCAUUGAAUUUCCAAAAGCUGAAAAGACCAAACAUAAGAAAGCUUUUGAUACAAAUGUUUAGCAUUCACCAAAACUUCUAUUUAUUGUGCAUAAUUAUUUUCUCAUAUCUUUGUAACUGUUUAAUUGUCUUUUGCUUUAGGCUGUGAUUUUUUUCUUGUUCCAAGUGGGCACAGUAUGUCUUUAAAUAUGUUGAAACAGUCAAUCUGGAUAUAUUGAGGAGAAAGUUGACACUGAAUCAAAAGCAUGCAAAAGUCCAUUUUCACUUGUAUUAUUGUCUGUAAUUGUCGGUAAUUUCUACAUGUGUUCAUACUUACUGUACUUGCCUAACAGAAAUGUUUGUGGCCAUGAUUUUUUUCCUAUCAUCAUUUGAAUGUAUAAAUAGUGACAUAAUUAUGUAAAAUAGCCAAGUUAAAAUUGUAAUGUUUUCCUAAUUGUAUAUAUAUAUGAGCUUUUCUCAUAGUUUUUUCUAUUAUACAGAUUUCCGUGAAUGUUUCAGAUGCUAGAUACAUUAAUGCUGCAAUCUUAUUUAGGAGCAGCUGACUCAAUGAAAGAUAAAGCAGUUGUUGUUAUUAUAUCCUGGAUGUAGAGCUGGACUUUGUUGGCUCAAAAUCACUGAAGUCAAAGUUGUGGAUAUCUUACUCUUGACAACCCAUUAUUAUCUUGUAUUAAAUAAAUAUGGUAAGCUGAAAACUUUAAUUCCAGUUAUAGCUUAUGUUGAAGUUGUUUUUUGUCCUGAAAUGUUUUCACUUUCAUUGUCGUUUCCUUUCUCGAAAUUUAUAAGCAUAUACCGGUUUUACAUAAUACAAAAGUUAUGUCCCUUUUUCAACUAAGAAAUUCUAUAAUAUCAUGAUUAUUUAUAUAUAAGCAAUAUAACUUUUCUGUCAUAAGGCAUCUUGGUCCUCUACAAACAAAUUCAAAUCAUGUCCCAAGAGUAAAAAUUGGCCAUGCCCUGAAGAUCACAAGAUUAAUAUAGGCUUUUAUAGCACAAUAACUCAAAAAUAGUUUCCUCUGAAACCCCUAGGCCCAAAAGUUUAAUAUUUGGUGUACUAGAAUAGAAUUGUGCAAAGGUUCUGGACAAAGUGUUUUAGAACCAUGCCCCUGUGUUUAAACUGGCCACGCCUAAAGGAUAAUAUUUAUUUAUGGAAUCAUCUUGCUACGUAUUAUGACAUGUAAUAUAACAGGGGCAUUCUUUGUCAUUAUUAUGACAAGCUCUAGCUGUUAUCUUUACAUGCACUAUUAUUACUAGUGUAUUUCACAAGACUUUCAAUGAUUUACUCAAACAAUUCACAUGAUGAUUUCAUUGCACCCCUAAUUUGUGGCAUGGUUUGUUAUUUAUAACCAUGUCUGUUUAUGUCAAACCCUUACCAGAACUGUUAUUGGGCUACACAUAAUUUUGCCCAUCUAGCUGAUAAUUGUAUUGGGUUACACAUAAUUUUAAUCAUCUAGCUGUUAAUUGUAUUGGGCUUUACAUAUAUGUAGCGGUUCAUUGCUAGUCUUCUGAAUCAUUCACAUCAGUAUAAUGUUGUUGUGCUUGUAGUUAACUCGUAAAAAUAGAUACUUUGUACUAAAAGUAUGGAGAUUUUCAAUGGGGGACUUUGUCUUCAUCUAAAAUGUUUACCAAUGGAAUUCUGAAGUAAAUAUCGCCCCAUUGGUGAAAAAAGGUACCACAUGUCUUCUAAUUUCAAUGUCACAUGGUACCUUUUUGCACCAAAGUGGCGAUAUCUAUCUUAACGUCAAGGAGAUUGUGCUCUUUCCCAGUUGUGGGACCAGUACUGCCUUUCAUGUUCUAGUACAUGUAGAAGAUUUUUACCAAUUUAAUGUAAUAUUUUCUGCUGUUUAUCAUUCUAAACACAUUCCUGGUUUCUAAGCAAUGUCACACAUAUGUAAAUUGGUUGCGUUAAUAUGUAUUUUGUUAACACUUACAAUAUAUCAGUGACACAUUAUGUCAAUAUAUUUUGAAAUUGUACGAUUUGUAAAACUUUUGUUGUCCUGAAACACUAUAUUAUCUGUGUGCAUAUUGAAAAUCAGUUUGUUAUCACAUUAUAAGGUUAUAUUUCACUGUCUAUAUUUGUGCUGUAUUAAUAUUGAACAUGGUUGUGCACACAUAUAAGAGUUGGUUCGUUGGGAAAGCUAGGAUUAAUGCAUGUGCGUGGAGUAUUAUAAGGGCCAGAUUAACCUAUGCAGUUCACACUGGCUAAUUAGGGAUGACUUUCCACCUCGACUUGGUUUUCCUUUAGAGGAUACUUGCUUUAAUAAAAAUAAUCCAUGAAAGCAGAAAGAUGUCCCUUAUAAGCCUGUGCACACUGAACAGGCUGUUGUGGGUAAAUACUCUACAGACAUGCAUAAAGCCUGGUUUUCCCAGUGUGUUAUUCAUAAUAUUGUAUAUACUUGUUCAUGGUAUAAAUGAAGUCAGUGUCUAUUUUUAUUGAGCUAGUCUUUCAUUAUAUGUGAAUUUUAUUGAAUUAAUACACCAGGCAUAAAAAAUAAACCACGUUUGAUCAAGGUCCUAUGGCUUUAAACUUAAAUCAGUAAUUGAAACUUACAGCCACUUUUGACUUCAUGAUAAAAUGAAAUAUUUAAAUAUAGAAUUUAAAAGGUUUAAUUGUAUGGAUUAGGUUUCUUAUAAAAAUAGGUUCUCUAUGCUGCUGCAAUUAUAUAUUUUUUAUAAGCGUGUUUCUUCUUAACAGGCUGGUAGGUCAUGUAAGUUUUGUGUUACUGAAACCAGGUCUUUAAAUGUGAAAGGUUAUUCGGUGGAUCACAGUUUUAUCUCAAAUUUAACUUAAAACCAAAAUUGGUUAUUUAUUUCUUUUAAUUUAUGUAUAUAUUUUUUAAGUUGAAAAAGACCAACAGCCUGACAGAACCCUACAAAGGCUUGACUGCUUCUCUAUUAGACAUCAUUGUUGAUUAAAACUAAACACUUGCUCGAUGCCAUUGUGAUUGCCAAACUGCUUUUGAAGGAUCAGACCAUUCGAGUCACGUUCUGAGAAAACUGGGUUAAAUGCAUGUGCGUAAAGGGUUGUCCCAGAUUAGCCUGUGCAGUCCACACAGUCUAAUCGGGGACGACACUUCCUGCCUUAACUGGAUUUUCGUGUAGAAGAGACUUCCUUUAAACAAAUAAUACCAUAAAAGCGGAAGGUGUCGUCCCUGAUUUGUCUGUGCGGACGGUGAUACUCUACGCACAUGCAUAAUGCCCAGUUUUCUCAGAACACGACUCAUUCAGUCACAGGUUCACUCACCCUGAAUUAUGUCAUACUUUACUGUGAAUAGUAUGUUACCUUCUUACACUGAUUUGUUAAUUGCAAUGCUAGUUAUUUUAGCAAGAGUGGACAGAGAAACAAAAUUUCACUUAGACUGAGGUUACAAAAUAGCAAUAGAGUGCUAUAACUUACUUGAUGUGGUAAUGUUCAGGCAAAUCUAAUGUACAUACUUAUUAUCCCCCCCCCCCCCCCUCAUAGGUGGAGGAAUAUUUUUUGGCGUUGUCCGUCUCUCCGGAGCCAUAUCUUGGAAGUGCUUUGGUGGAUUUCAUUGAAACUUGGUAUGAGUACAUGUAUAUAUAUAUGGAUAAUAGGAUGAUGCACACCAAAUGGCAUUGUACACCCUCUGAUAAUAACAGAGUUAUGGCCCUUUGUAUCUUGACAAAAAUGUUUUUUUGUGUGUCAAGAGCCAUAUCUUGGAAGUGCUUUGGCGGAUUUCAUUGAAACUUAGUACGAGUAUAUAUAUAAAUAAGAGGAUGAUGCACGCCAAAUGAUAUUGUACACCAUCUGUUAAUAACAGAGUAAUGUCCCUUUAUAUCUUGAAAAAAUGCUUUUUUGUGUGUCAAGAGCCAUAUCUUGGAAGUGCUUUGGCGGAUUUCAUUGAAACUUGGUCUGAGUGUCCAGAAGCAUAUUGGCCGGGGAUAUCAAUUCAACGCAUUUGCUAUUGUUAAAUGGAAUACAUGUUUACAACUGGUCUUAUUUCUGUAAAAGAAUACAAAUCUUUAUAAAGUUUGGCAUCCAAAAAGCAUUAAAGAUGUAAAUGUUUUGCAUGACUUUCUGCUAUAUAAGUUUAAUUGUGUAUGCAUUCCAAAAUAACACCUAAAGUUGCUUAUGGUGUAACACAGGAGGAACAUUUGGGUCUAUUAUUACAAAAAAAUAUAGAUAUAUAUAUAUAUAUUAUAAGUUUUACAUAUCAAAGAGGAAAAGCAUUUAACUACCUCUUGAAAUGUAAAUUGAAGUACUUGACAAUUAUGUAUCGUUAUAAAGUGUGUAUUUAAUAAAUUGAUUAUGCGUUUACAUGUAUACGUAUUGAUUGUUGUUGUAUAUGUAUGUGGAAAAAGCAAAAACAAAAAAUUACCGGUAUUUUAUUUCUAUUAUGUAUGUGUUUGAUUGAACAAGCAAGUAUAAACCUAAAUUAUUUGAAUGAUGUACACGUGAGCAGGCAAGUCUGGAGCUGUGCUGGUGGCAUUUGGCAUAAGACCCAUUUUUGCAUGAUACACUGUGUUAUAAACUAAUACUUUUUGGGUUAUAGCUAAGCUUAAUAUAAUUUGCUAAUUGUCAGACCAGUUGUCAUUCUGACAAUGAACAUCAAUAUUUGUAUGUUUGUAAACAAUUAACAUUCUUUAAAAUUAUUUGAGUUUUUGUUUGCAAUACUUAAAUUCCACUUGGAUACAUAUCAAAAUGCUAAUACAGAGUUUAUUUGCAGGACAGUUUCAUUUCUUCAUUGUUCAUUUCUGUCAUUAAUGAAAUAAUAUAUUAUGAUAUAGUCUAGUUUAAGGUAAUGCGUUUUUGUGAAAAUAAAGUGCUCCUAUAUAACAACACUACUUGCCUUUUAAGAAUGCUUCUGCUUAUAUUUUUGCAUUCUCUUAUUUAUAAAAAAAAAUGUUGAUUUGAAAUCCAAAUAUUGAGUAAAACAAUGUAUGCACAGAUCUGAAUAAAUGUCACAUUAACAA